UAAGCAGUUGUGUGAACUUGUUAAUAAGCAAAGCAACAGAAACAAUAAAAUUGCAACAAUUAAAAGCAGUCGACACAGAAGAGGGAGCGACGUGCAGUGUGUACCACAAUCACAAAGAGAUGCACAUUAUCCCUUAGGCAACAGCAGCUUGUCUUCCAAUCCUAUAUCCAUACACAUCAUGUGCUGCAGGUGCUGCGGUGAGACGCAGCGUAAGAGCUGGGUCUUUGGCAUUGGAUCCGUCUUUGCCAUCCUUGGCAUACUCCUCGUCGUCCUGUGGCCCAACUUGGCUGAUAAACUGGUUGAGAAUGGUCUGAAAUUGGAACCGGGCACCGACACCUACGACAGCUGGCUGGAAGCGCCAAUACCUAUUUACCUAAAAUUCUACAUGUUCAACUGGACGAAUCCGGAGGACAUACGCAAUCCGAACAUCAAGCCGCACUUUAACGAAAUGGGUCCAUACGUAUUCCUCGAGAAGCAUAAAAAGGAGAAUUAUACGUUCUACCCGAAUGCGACGGUGGCAUAUUAUGAACGUCGCACCUGGUUCUUCGACGAGGAGAGAUCGAACGGUUCUCUUACGGAUAUGAUCACGGCGGCACAUGUUAUCACUGCAACGGUGGCCGAUGAGAUGCGUCACCAGAGAAAGUUUGUUAAGAAAAUAAUCAAUUUCAUGUUAAAUACCGAGGGUGGCAAGUUGUAUACCACAAAAUCCGCCAUUGAAUGGAUAUUCCAUGGCUAUCAGGAUGAUUUGACCGACUUUCUCAAUCUCUUCAAUACGUCAAAGAUUGAUAUACCGUAUACUCGAUUUGGUUGGCUAGCGGAUCGCAACGGAUCGUUGGAAUAUGAUGGUCUUUUUACCAUUCACACUGGCACCGAUGACAUCUCCAAUUUGGGUAGAUUAACACAUUGGAAUGGCAAACCCGAAACGGGCUUUUAUGAAAUGCCCUGCGGUAUUGUUAAUGGCACCACCGGUGAUCUCUUUCCACCCAAAAUGAAUUCACAGGAUGAGGUUACCAUCUUUGCCACGGAUGCAUGUCGUUUUAUGAAUCUGCGACCCGAGGGCAAAUUAGAAAUGCAUGGCCUAACGGCCACCCGUUGGGUCGGCACCGAGGAGACUCUCGACGCUGGCGAAAACUAUCCAAAUCAAAAGUGCUUCUGCGAUCCACGCUUGGACGAGUGCCCCAAAACGGGUGUUGUCGAGUGCAAAACCUGUCGCGAUAAGGCGCCCAUUUACUCAUCCUUCCCCCAUUUCUACUUGGCCGACAAGUCGUAUCUGAAUGCGGUUGAUGGCCUCGAGCCCGACAAGGCACAGCAUGAGUUCGUCAUGGCUGUGGAGCCAGUGACUGGUGUGCCCGUUCAAGUGCAUGGACGCAUUCAGAUCAACAUGAUGAUUGAGCCCGAUGAUGAUUAUGACAUUUACCGUGGUGUGCCAAAGGUUUUGAUGCCCAUGUUUUGGUUCGAUCAGUACGCCGAGCUAAGUCCCGAGCUGGCCUCCAAGGCGAGGUUGGCCAUUAAUUUGGGCGACUAUGGCUUGUAUUUUGGUAUCGCCUGCAUCGUUUUUGGCAGCGCCUUCCUAGUCACUGGCAUCGUGUUAACGGUAACAAAACGCUGGGUGCGUCGCCAGGAUGAUGAGGAUAUGUUGACCGGCAAGGAACCGGAGCCGACGACUAUGGCGACAUAGUAGCAUAACUUAACCAUAACCAAAUGUGCCAGGACACAAGUUAACGUUGCUAGUUCAUUAUACAUUAUCGUUUAUUGUUGUUUAUUGAAACAGUUGCCAUUUUAAUUGUUGACUUGGCCAAUGAACCUGUGCUGCAUAUAUGUGUAAUAUGUAUUAUAUGUACAGCAUUUGUGAUAUAAACACUCUACUGUUAAGUGCAAUAUACAUGAGAGUUGUGUUUGUUUACCACCCCCCCCACCCCCUCCCCUCCCCACCCACUUUUAUGAUCCUCCAAAUGUUAUGUAUUUGCUUCAACAUUUUAACAUUCCAGAUUAAGAAGAAACUAACAAAAUAAUUGUAAUGCAAUUUAUAAAGGGUGUCUUCGUCUAAUUUAGUUACAAUAAUAACAAAAAUACGAAAUUA
Messenger RNA from Drosophila grimshawi, 2080 nucleotides. RefSeq names its product protein croquemort. Gene Ontology annotation, molecular function: scavenger receptor activity. NCBI's taxonomy places the organism in Eukaryota, Metazoa, Arthropoda, Insecta, Diptera, Drosophilidae. The record is from RefSeq and is a predicted model, not a curated record. Gene Ontology annotation, cellular component: cytoplasm; membrane. The coding region runs from base 179 to 1678 and encodes 499 amino acids. The transcript is spliced from 5 exons.